Messenger RNA from Racocetra fulgida, 948 nucleotides. The record is from the annotation of a GenBank genome assembly. NCBI's taxonomy places the organism in Eukaryota, Fungi, Glomeromycota, Glomeromycetes, Diversisporales, Gigasporaceae.
GCAUUUGACCCCUUAAAACUUUAUCUUCCAAAAACUAUUAUUAGUUCUUAUAUCCAUAUAACAGUAAUGAGCGAAAAAGUCAAAGCAGCAGUCGUACCAGCUAAAGGUGCUAAGCUGGGAAUUCAGUUGGUUGAUAAACCUACUCCGAAGCCAUUUAUUUAUGAUGAAUCUUCUGGAGAAAGAGGCGAAUUACUUGUCAAGAUCAAAGCUAUUGCUUUGAAUCCUGUCGAUAUCUAUCAAGUAGAAAAUGGACUUUUUGUUGAGGAGUAUCCUGUAAUUCUUGGUAAUGAUGUUGCUGGUAUUGUAGAAGCUGUUGGUGAAGGUGUUACUGAGUUUUCCCCAGGUGAUGAAAUUUGUGGAUUUACCAGGCUGGGAGUUCCUGGUCAUUAUGGUGCAUUUUCUGAGUAUACUUUACUUGAAGCAUCAACUACUUACAAGAAACCACCAAACUUUACUUUUAGAGAAGCCGCAACUAUUCCCGUUUGUACUCUUACAGCGGGACUUGGCUUAUUUGAAUCAUUGAAAUUGCCAGUUCCUUCUGAAAACCACAGUUGGUUCCGUGAAGAAUAUAUCUUGUAUCUUAACGAAUUAGGCGCUGCUUACACUAUUGAUUACAAUGCUCCUGACGUAGUUGAUCAAAUCAAAAAUGCUAGUGAAGGUCGAUUGAAAUAUGCCUUUGAUGCUGUUGGUAGUAAAGAUACUGUUUCUUUAGGUAUACAAGCAUUAAGUUCAAAUGUGAAAAGAGACGGUAUCGAAGUUACACAAGUGACCCUUGGUCGUGCACAUAAAGAACCUAAAGGUUACCUUAAAUGUACUAAUAGAGUUUUAAAAGAGGUUGAAACUAUGUUGCAUGACGGUAGAAUUAGACCAGUUAAUGUUACUAGUAUUCCGGGUGGACUUGAUGGUAUUCUUCCAGCAUUGGAAAAAUUGAAAGUGGGUGAAUUUUAA